Messenger RNA from Aspergillus mulundensis, 315 nucleotides. RefSeq lists its product as uncharacterized. The transcript is spliced from 2 exons. Lineage: Eukaryota; Fungi; Ascomycota; Eurotiomycetes; Eurotiales; Aspergillaceae. The record is from RefSeq and is a predicted model, not a curated record. The coding region runs from base 1 to 315 and encodes 104 amino acids.
AUGUCGACUCUUCUCGACCAGAUAAUUGACAAGGGGAAUUUAAUAGCCGCCGACCAGAAGAUGGAGAUAAACGAGCUGUGGAGGCUCUGUACAAAGCUGAGGACGUCUCCUGUCAUGGCUCGUUAUUCGGACUUCUCGCACCCUCCGACACCACCAGAAACGUCGACCGUCGAACAGGCCGAGACUUCAGACUGGGCUAGGGACAUGACGCCGUCGCAGCUUUUGGAGGUUGUAGACCUGCUGAACGGCGACGGUCUGCUCAACUGGGUGGAAUUCGCGAAUACAUCGUUAGACCUGGAAGGGUUCAAUCCGUAG